GUGGCACGUGACCGCACCCAUCACUCACAAUUGAAACACAUUUCGCAGGAAGUGUCCGCCUCGCUGCUCGGCGCAUGCGCAUCUCCAAGGAAGGUAGUGGGAAUUUGGCUGAGCGACGAGCUGUGGGUGUGAGGAUAGAAUAGGUCUAUUCCCUGCAGUAUAAUAGAUUUAUAGCGUUGCCUUUCUAUUUAGCGCCUGUUUUCGCCGCUAUUCGCCUGUCUGGGUUUGCGUUUAUCUACAAAGGGAUAUUGUUUGAGUUAAGAGGAGAGCCUGUGCCAUAUUUGCAGGUGCUACUGGAGCAUCUUUGGAUUUGGGGCUUUCAGACCAAGGAAUUGAAACCACUUUGGUGCUUUAUGGUUACAUCCUGUUCAGAUUGUGGCCCUUUAGCAGUUAAUGACAUACUGCUGAAGAGCUAAUCGAGCUUUGGAUUUCUUCAAUGAGGAACUAUAGGCUGAUCUUCUGCCACAAUCUUAAGCAGCCAUAAAUUACCAAAAAAGCUGUGCUUAUUGAGGCUAACUUUCAGUGGUAGAGUUUUACAACUAUUGCUUAUGGUCUUGAGUGGUGUAUAAAUACACAUCUCCGUGCACUUGCUGAGCUGUCUGAUGAUGCCGCACUAAGGAACCUCUCCACACGUGGAAGAACUGCGCAUUGGUCUACACAAAAGGCAGCUGUGAUUUCUGGCCUAAAAGAUAUGAGGAAAAGUUCUUAUCCUUCCUUGGAAAAUUGCAAUAUUAUUGCUAACAAGAUAUUUGGAAUUUCACUUGCUGAGCUACAACAGGAAGGGCAGCCAGAUCAUGAAGUCCCUUUCAUAGUUCGUCAUAUUGUGAACUAUAUAGAAGUACAUGGAGGCCUUGAGCAAGAAGGACUGUUCCAAGUAAAUGGAAACGCAGAGACCGUAGAAUGGCUCAGGCAAAGGUACGACAAUGGAGAAGAGGUGGACCUGGUCAAAGAAGCAGAUGUGCCAUCUGCUAUUAGUUUGCUUAGACAUUUUCUUCAAGAACUUCCACAACCCAUUAUUCUACAUAGCCUUCAUCAUCGCUUUAUGCAGCUCUCUCAAGAUUUCGAUAAUGAAAAUGAGUUUUCCAAGAAAUUGCAAUACCUGUUACAGCAGCUACCACCCAUUAAUUACAGCUUGCUCAAGUUUCUCUGCAGAUUUCUAGCUAACGUAGCAUCAAAUCAUGAAGAAAUGUGGCCAACAACUGCUUUGGCUGCUGUUUUUGGUCCAGAUCUUUUUCAUAUUUACUCUGAUGAUGAUAUGAAGGACCAAGAGAUAGUGACAAAAAUAAUGACCGGGCUUCUGGAAGGGUAUUGUGAUUAUUUUGAAACAGAAGAGGAAUUUUCUUCAAACAAUAUCAGUUCCAUUACUGAGCAGAAUAAUGAUUUGCAAAAGGAAGAACAUGCAGAGGUCACAUCUGAAGAAUGCUUUGAAGUAGAACCUAAUGUAACCAAGGUGGAUAUUUCUGAAGACCUUUUGGAAUUAAAUGAUGUAAUUGGGUCCACAAGGCAAGAUAUCUCCGUGGACAAUGCCAAUAUAGAAAGCGAUGAUACUGAAUACUCAGAGCCUCUGAUAAGCGGCUUCUCUGAACAUCAAGAUGCGGAAAGUAUAAGUGUCUUUUCUUAUCUGGGGCAGGAACAAACACAGGUGUCUGAUAUUUUACUGGAAAUAACUGAUGAGCAAACAAAUUAUGACGGUGUUAUGGAUAAAGACAUUUUUAGUGAGAGCCUGGAUAAACCUAUUGAUGACAGCUAUAGACCUCAUUCUCCAGCUAUGGAUUCCAGUAAUUGUGAUUACAAUGCAAACCUUGAAUUUGAGAUGUCACAAGCAAGUGUCUCUUCUAGAUGUGAAACUGUGAGCAUUCAUCAUCUAGAGCUAAGAAAUAUUUCCAGUGAUGAUCUAGAAGAACCAUUUCCUGACUUCAAAUCUUGGCAACAGGACUUGGAAUAUGGAGAAGCCCAACUCUCACCUCAGGCUGGAAGAAUAAAUAAUUAUGUUGAAGAAGACACCAAUCCGGUUCGAUCGCAUCGUUCAUUGGAUUUUGGACAGCGUCAGCGCUUUUUGCAUAACCCAGAGUCCAACUGCUCAUCUAUGACAUUUUAUUUUAGGACGAGAAAAGCUUCAUUCAGUUCCAAAGAUGACAAACGAGAAGACAAAACGCCAUAUCAGCUUGUUAAAAAGUUUCACAAGAAAAUUCGUCAGUAUGAAGAACAGUUUGAAAUUGAGAAAAACGACAAGCCAACAUAUAAUGAUAUUGCUGCCAAUCCAAAGGUUCUUAAGUGGAUGACAGACCUUACCAAACUGAAAAGACAAAUGAAAGAUACAAAGCACAAAAACCUGGAUGAAGAGUUUUUACCUCAAACACGUCCACGCAGCAACACACUUCCAAAAAGCUUUGGGUCAUCUCUUCAACGUGAAGAGGAGGAGGAUGGAACUAAAGCAGAGAAGAAGCCCAGUAAAGAAGCAACUGUUGAACUUAUUCUUAAAAGACUAGAAGAAAACAGAACUGAUAAAGGCCUUCCAGAGAAAAUUAAUAUGAAAAUGUCAAAAGACAACCUUGCAGAAGAAAAGACUUCUCUCCAGAAGAGUCUGCUUUAUUAUGAAAGUUUACAUGGCCGUCCGGUAACGAGAGAAGAAAGACAAAUUGUGAAACCACUGUAUGAUCGUUAUCGACUUGUGAAGCAGAUGCUGGCACGUGCAACUAUCACCCCGAUUCUUGGCUCACCAUCUUUAAAACGAAGAGCUCAGAUCCUGCCACCAAUUAUUGAAGGCGAAACAUCUCAUUUUUUUGAUGACAUAAAGCAGGAAGAAGAGGAUGAAAGUAGCAGCUUGUUUUCAGACAGCGGUGACAACACUUGUAUAAUGGAGCAGUCUUUGCAGAGGCAGGAUGAUGAAACUCCGUUAACUAAACAUCAAGUGAAACUGUCAAUAGAAAGUUUAUCAAGUUCUAGGACUACUUCUAUGACAGAAUUGAUUGAGCAGCUCUGGAAAACAAAGGCAGAAAAAAAGAAACUGCGUCAAUCUUUACGGGAGUUUGAAGAAGAAUUCCAUCGACAGAAUGGAAGGCAUGUGCAGAAAGAUGACCGAGCGCCAAUGUUCGAAGUAUACAGAGAGUACAAGAAAGUUAAAGCCAAACUGAGACUUCUGGAAGUUCUGAUCAGCAAGCAAGAUUAUGCAAAAUCUUAUUAACACCUGCUGUGUCCGAGGGAGAAGUAUGUUCCAUGAAGCUAUGUUAUUGGAACUUUUUAUUUCCCUGCCUUGCGGGGUUAAACUGAAGUGUAUGCACUUUUUAUAUUCCCACUCACAGAAUAUCAUUAACCGGAAUGAACACUUUGUAUGUAUUCCAUGAUACACAAACCUCUCUCUCGCACUUCUUUCUUUCUACUUUCUCUCUUAUGGUUUGUGCUCAGAAUGCAUUGUUUCCAAUGUUUACAUUUUUCCCUGUUUUGGAGAAAGCAUUAGCAGAAGGAUAUUGUUUCCUAAAGAAAACAUGGCACAGGGAUGCUUAGAAAUCCCUUACAUUGUGGAGCGUGCUAGAAUCAACAUUAGAGUGUUGUUUUAUCAGUAUUCUUGUUAUUCAACAACCAGACGCAGACAAAUCAGAUUCGGUUUGACUGAAAAUGCCAUUUAAUGAUUGCAGAAAUUCUGUGCUACCUGCCCAUGCUUUAAAUGGGAACUGUCUUGAAAACAAAAUUCUGAAUAUGAACUUCAUCUCGAGGAAAUAAGAAACGUUCUAAAUAUAAUCUUUUAGAGAUUCUGUUCCAUUUCUGAAAUAAUCAAGUAAUCAUUUCAGCCAUUUCUCUUCCUACAUCUUUCUGCUAAAAAACAUUUAAACGUUUAAGCUGGCCAUAGACGCAACAAUUUGAUCGUACGAAUCUUUAAUUCGUACGAUUUUCGGGCCGUGUGUGGAGUGCCCCGACAUUUU
Molecule: messenger RNA, 3920 nt
Organism: Xenopus laevis (African clawed frog)
Lineage: Eukaryota; Metazoa; Chordata; Amphibia; Anura; Pipidae
Gene: fam13b.S
Product: family with sequence similarity 13 member B S homeolog
Exons: 23
Coding region: 692-3184 (830 amino acids)
Biological process (GO): signal transduction
Molecular function (GO): GTPase activator activity
Source: RefSeq, a predicted model, not a curated record